Messenger RNA from Helobdella robusta, 420 nucleotides. RefSeq lists its product as hypothetical. Gene Ontology annotation, molecular function: zinc ion binding; metalloendopeptidase activity. The annotation marks the transcript as partial. The transcript is spliced from 3 exons. The record is from RefSeq and is a predicted model, not a curated record. Gene Ontology annotation, cellular component: extracellular matrix. Gene Ontology annotation, biological process: proteolysis. NCBI's taxonomy places the organism in Eukaryota, Metazoa, Annelida, Clitellata, Rhynchobdellida, Glossiphoniidae.
UGGACCGAUGUAACACGUCUGGAAGUGGAAAACACUGUAAGCCCAAACGAUACCAACAUCAAAAUCCUCUUUGCCUCUGGUGAUCACGGAGAUGGCUUCCCAUUCGAUGGGAGAAGUAAUGGAAAUGUGGGUAAAACAUUAGCGCACUCUUUUUACCCACAAGAUGGCAGGAUUCAUUUUGACGAAGACGAAGAAUGGACUGAUGAGUCUUAUGAAGGUACAACUAAUUUACUUUUGAAAUCUAUGUCUACAUGUCACAAUUUGUUGCGUGUAGCCACUCACGAAAUAGGUCAUGUGUUAGGUCUCAACCACUCAUCGAAAGAGAACGAUGUUAUGUACGCCAUCUACAGUCCCUACGAUCCGAACUUCAACUUAACAGCAAACGACAUACUCAGGAUACAACAACUGUACGGUCAGUGA